AUUAAAGACUUUGAAAGCAAUAAGUAGUCUUGGAAGCAGUAUUCCGCCUGUCCAAGUAGGUCAAAACCUUUAAUAGCAGUGUUUAGCGUUCUGGAAGAAGCAAUAGGUAACUUUUUGAAAUAGUAUUUCCUCUUUCCAAGCAGUUUUUAGUCUUUUACUGGCAGUAUUUAAUCUUCUGAUAGCAAUAAUUAGUCUUUUGCCAACAGUAUCUAGUAUUCAGGAACUUCAGGUAUAGAUUUUAGAUUAUCUUUAGUUUGUAGAUGGUAAACAACGACAUUUUAGUCGUUUUGCGGCGAAAACCUAGAAACAACCGUAUUUCACUCGAAAAUUGUCGAUUUUUAAGCGACAUGAUGAUUCUUGAAUUAUACCAAAACUUGUAUAAAAACAGACAACUUUAGAUACAUCGAAAAACGGCUACGUACAUUCCUAGAGUAAGAUGAUACUAACUUAAAAGAAAAUUUUUUUGAUCCAUUGAUAAAUAUGGGAGUUAUCAUGCGCGCAGAUUGGAAAUGUACUUUUCAGAAUCCCAGCACCGAGAGCGUUACAAAAAUGAAGUUUUUGACAGAAAAAAUUUUUUCUGCCAAUGGAUUUUCUUUCGAGACAGUCUAAAAUACAAUUUAAGCGAAGUCCGUUCUAACAAGGUUCAUUAUAUCGAAGUUUUACUGUAUUAGCAAAUUAUAUUAGCAUUCUAAAUUAAUUAAAUAAUUUUAAUAAAAAAAAUUAACCUAUUUUUUUAUGCAAAUAAAACUACGUUCCUCAGCCACAUUGUCAGCAUAUUUAUUAUCACAAAAUUAUUUUAUAGCACUUAAGAUUAGGUGUUUGUUUUGAUAGAAGUAAUAAUGAAAGUCCUUGAGAGAAUGUAGCGAACGUUUCUGAAUUCAGUUUUAUUCAAGUGCUCCAUUAAACAGUUACAAUUUGAACAAAAUGAAGCGUAUAAUAUUAGAUUGUGACGUCGGCACCGACGAUGCCCUAGCUCUUUUAAUACUUCUAAAAGCAGACCAAGAAAAACUGGUUAAAAUCGAAGCCAUUUGCUGUAGUAUGGGAAACACUUCGAUUGAAAACGUUUGCAUAAACGUCAUGAGACUUUUACAAAUAACAAAACGCACAGAUAUUCCUGUUUAUCGAGGAGUUAAAGAUGAAUUAAUAAAACACGCCAAAUUAAAAACAAAUUUUCAUGGUAAUGAUGGUUUUGGAGAUCUUUCAGUUGAUGUGGAACCCAAUUUAGAUUUAAUUAAAUCCGAACCAAGUCCAAUUGGGAUGUAUUCAAUUGCGAAAAAAUUAAAUGGAGAUGUUUCUUUAAUGGUUUUAGGACCAUUAACAAACCCAGCAUUAACAAUAAAGUUAUUUCCCGAUUUUACAGAAUUACUUCAUGAAAUUUUAAUAAUGGGUGGAAAUUACAAAGCCAUUGGAAAUAUAACGAAAACUGCGGAAUAUAAUUUUCACGUUGAUCCAGAAGCUGCUCAUAUAGUUUUAAAUGAUUCAAAAUGUCCCAUCACGAUAUUACCCUGGGAAACUUGUCUAAAACCCAAAAUAACGUUUGAUUGGAGAUGGAACGUAUUUGGAAAGAUUAAUUUAAGGCCAAUUCAACUUUUAACAGAAGCUGAAAGGAAUAUUUAUACCCAUAAAAAAGAUUUUGAAUAUUGGUUACCUUGUGAUGCAUUUUUAGCAGCUGCUUUUGUGAACCCUGCAUGUCUUGAAUUAACCAAGUCAUUUCAUGCAACUGUAGAAUUACACGGAUAUGAAACAAGGGGCCAAUUAAUUUUAGAUCAUAAUAAAAAUGAAAAAGAUAAUGUUGUGAUUAUUACGAAAAUUAAUGAAAAUGUUUUUAAAAAUGUCUUGAUGAAUCUGUCAACAUUAAAUAUUCUUUAAAAUAUAUUUUAAUUCAAUCAACAACACAUUUAUAACAAAUAAAAUACUGUUGAAAAACGCAGUAGGAAUGA
Messenger RNA from Onthophagus taurus, 1940 nucleotides. Its product is annotated as nucleoside hydrolase. Gene Ontology annotation, molecular function: hydrolase activity, hydrolyzing N-glycosyl compounds. The record is from RefSeq and is a predicted model, not a curated record. Lineage: Eukaryota; Metazoa; Arthropoda; Insecta; Coleoptera; Scarabaeidae.